AUGGGGCCAAAGCUACUCGUGUCACCUACCUGCUCAUACGCCCUCCCACCAGACUCUCCAAGCCCGACGAAAGUCGCCCUCCAACACACUUACCGUCACCACUUCAAGUUCAUCACAAUGGAGGUCCUACUAGGAAUCACCGGCAAGGAUUUCACCCUCAUCGCCGCCUCCAAAGCCGCCAUGCGUGGCGCCACCAUCCUCAAGGCAUCCGACGACAAGACACGAGUACUCAACACACAUACCUUGAUGGCUUUUUCUGGAGAGGCUGGUGACACUGUCCAAUUCGCCGAGUACAUCCAGGCAAACGUACAAUUAUACUCCAUGCGCAACAACAUGGAGCUUUCCCCUGCCGCAACAGCCAACUUCGUCCGAGGAGAACUGGCGUCAGCGCUACGGUCAAGAAAACCCUACACGGUCAACCUGCUGUUGGGCGGAUACGAUACCAUUGCCGACAAGCCGACACUGUACUGGAUCGACUACUUGGCGAGCCAAGCACCGCUGCCAUAUGCUGCACACGGAUACGCACAAUACUACUGUCUCUCCCUGCUCGACAAGCACCACCAUCCCGAUAUCGACUACGAACAAGGCAUGAAGAUCAUGCGCAUGUGCACCGAGGAGCUCAAGCGACGUCUUCCGAUCGAUUUCAAGGGCGUGCUGGUUAAGGUCAUAACGAAGGAUGGCAUCAAAGAUGUGGAUUACGAGGACGAUGUAAAGGUUGCGAUUCCAUAG
This is a messenger RNA of Alternaria burnsii, 729 nucleotides long. Its product is annotated as n-terminal nucleophile aminohydrolase. Gene Ontology annotation, cellular component: proteasome core complex; nucleus; cytosol. Gene Ontology annotation, molecular function: peptidase activity. The coding region runs from base 1 to 729 and encodes 242 amino acids. The record is from RefSeq and is a predicted model, not a curated record. Gene Ontology annotation, biological process: proteasomal protein catabolic process. NCBI's taxonomy places the organism in Eukaryota, Fungi, Ascomycota, Dothideomycetes, Pleosporales, Pleosporaceae. The transcript is spliced from 5 exons.